UUUGCUGCUCUCUGUCUUGACUAUCGGGGAGAAGGAGAAGAAAGGGAUUUCAAACGAGAGAGAAAGCAUUGUGAAAGCCGCCAAUUGCGAGUAACUGGGCUCGCGGCGGGAGACAGCCAACCAAGCAGCCCGCGCGAGGGGAAAACACGAAGCGUCAGUAGAGCUCGAGGCGGCCAGCAGCCAAUACACGCGCAGGGGAGGCGUGUCCGCGCGCUGCUCCAGCGCCUCCCCGCGUGGGCUGUCGCGCUCGCGCUCUAAAAAGCACUCUCACCUCCGGAGCGCGCGUCAGUUUUCGGAGUCGGAGCCAUGGCGACGACAGCUCAGUAUAUCCCGCGGAAUAACUCGUUGCCUUCCAACCCUCUCAUGCACCCGGACUCGGACCGGAUGCACCAGGGCACGACCUAUCGAGAAGUGCAGAAGAUGAUGCACCACGAGUAUCUUCAAGGGCUCGCGGCGUCCAACGCGGGCCACCCGAUGAGCCUGACGCACCACCAGUGGCUGCCCACAUCCGGCGCGGACUGGAGCAGCGGGACGCACCUCGGCCAGCAGCCGGAGCACAAGGCCAGCGUGCCUGCGAGCCGCGAGGAGCUGACCAGCGGCUACCACAGGUCGCACCUGGUGCACCAAGCUGCACAGAACGGUCACCACGGCUCGUGGGCGCCGAGCAGCACCACGCAUCACCUGUCACCGCUGUCGCCCGCUUCCGGGGGCCACCAGUCACUGGUCUACUCUCAGACGGGCUAUGCUAUGCUGAGCCCGCAACCGUCGCUGCAUCACGGCAUGCGCGAGCCGCUGCACGACGAUGCCGGCGGUCACGAACACCAGCUCGAGUCGCCGCAGCAGCCGUUUGGGCACCACCAGGACCACUCAGACGAGGACGCGCCCAGCUCCGACGACCUUGAGCAGUUCGCCAAGCAGUUUAAGCAGCGGCGCAUCAAACUCGGCUUCACGCAAGCGGACGUGGGGCUUGCGCUCGGCACGCUCUACGGCAACGUGUUCUCCCAGACCACUAUCUGCAGGUUCGAGGCGCUACAGCUCAGUUUCAAGAACAUGUGCAAACUUAAGCCGCUGCUCAACAAAUGGCUAGAGGAGACAGACUCGAACACAGGCAGCCCGACUAACUUGGACAAGAUCGCGGCGCAGGGCCGCAAGCGCAAGAAGAGGACCUCGAUCGAGGUCGGGGUGAAAGGGGCGCUGGAGAACCACUUCCUCAAGUGCCCCAAGCCCUCGGCGCACGAGAUCAGCACGUUGGCCGGCACGCUGCAGCUGGAGAAAGAGGUCGUGCGCGUGUGGUUUUGCAACAGGAGACAGAAAGAGAAAAGGAUGACCCCGGUGGGGGUCGCGCAUCCGAGCAUGGAGGACGUUUACUCACAGGCGGAGACCCCUCCGCUUCACCACACGCUACAGAGCCCCGUCCAGUGACUGUCCUCCUGAGUGAAGCUCUUAUUUCAACACAAACAAAACAAGAACAUCGAUAGAGAAAAAGGGGACUAGGGAUUUCACAGUAUUUAAUUUUUUUUGCAUUUGUUAUCCCGAGUGACAAUGCACGCAGCAAAGUUGGGUGAAAAAGAGUUUCUGGCCGCAGACCGGAGACUGUGGCGCAACAACAGCAGACAGGACGCAGAUCAUAAAGGGGGAACAAAAUGCAUGAAUGACUGCAGAGUCAAAUUGAGGUGCAUUUCACUAAAAUCGUAUUGAUUUGAAUGCGUUCUGGUGGAGAAAAAGAAUAAUUCGAUUAUUUCAGCGCUGCUCAAAAGGAGCCAUAUGCCACAAAAGAGAUGUUUUCUCUCCUCGCUGUCGCAGGUUUAAUCCGAGCUGGUGGUUGUCUGAGCUGCUGUCAGCUAAAAGGACACAGUCACGUUUUCUACAUUAUAACACUUAACACAGUCACUGUUGCGGUGUAGUUGUCAGAUCAUUUUUGUGAUGUUUACUUUAUUUGGGAUGUUUUAACCUUUUUCCGUUUCAAUGUUGUGUUUGUUUUACUGUUUCUGACCAUUUUGGACUUUUUCGUGUAUUUUUUGCAUUACUGACAGCUCACACAUUUUGUCAGCGCCACUGAGCCAUAAUUUGGAGAUGUAUCUUGUUUACAGAUGUCCGAUAUAUUAGCACCUGAUUUCCUCUAACCUGUAGAAAAGAGGCUACAGUCAGUCAGCCUUCAUGGGCUGAAACACACGAGUUUGUCAUUUUGCGUUUCACUAUUUUCCCUCUUUUUUAUAAGCACUUAUUCUUGCGUUAACAUGCUCGCAGUUAUUUAUAUUUUUGUCAUGAUGACUAAAGUGUGAUAGUUUUGUGAUAGGAUGUACAACGAGGCGGUUUCUUGUUUACAGUUUCCGGAUCAUCCAAAUGACGGAGUCAUCGAGAAUCAAUAGUGUUUUUUUUUUUAAAAACAGGCUGACCUGGUUUUCGGAAGUAAGAGGGAGAAAGUGGAAGUAAAAGUAAUAUCUCAGGUAAAUUUCAGCGCCCGUAUAUUGUGCUGUACUCCUUUACUUCUGUCUUGUAGUCAUCGGCCCAGGCCGGUGGUGCCCGGGCCGGUGGUGCCCAGGCCGGUGGUGCCCGGGCCGGUGGUGCCCAGGCCGGUGGUGCCCAGGCGGUGCCCCUCUGAAGCAGCCCGAGUCCGCACACUAGCGCUCUGAGUAGCAGGUUAAAACAGUAGACAGCUUAUUUGGACGUACUGUUUAGAAGUGUAGUGUCUGGACGUAGCUGUGGUCGCUCGGAUUUAUUCCCUACUGGUCUGUAAACGAAUAGAGGAAGACGUUGUGCUGAUGAAAUUAUCCGCUGUGGGAUUAUUUAUUGUUUUCUGAGAGCAGGACAUGAAAGAGGGGUCGUGAAUAAGUCGUGCGUUUCGUGUCGUUUCUCAAGGCAUCUGUGAGUGAGCAGCUGGGAGCAGGUGUUCAUUUCUUUCUUUUUUUUAUUUUAUUUUGGCAAUUCUGUUAUUUGAAACCGUGUGGGAUAUACAACUUUUCCAAAAAAAAAAGAAAAAAAAAUGAAAAGAUUUUAAAUAAAUAGUUGUCAUUAUUAUUUCCAAUAUGUAAAUAUGUCCAAUAUGUAAACAUAUGUAUUUGUUCUGAGUUUGUUUUGGAUUUUUUUUUUCUUUUUGUUCUUUCCGGGCAGUUUUGUACACUUACUAAUUCCAAGAAAAUAUUUUAAUAUUUCAUUUAUGGAUUUGACCAUUUAUAUAUCUAUAUAUUUAUUUCUUAAAGUUGUUCGGAGCUUUCUGUUUGGCUCUGUUAAUUAUGUUGCAGUGAAUUACAGAUGUUUUUGUUUACUACAUUGGUUGUAUGUUGAUUGCGAAAUGUAGACUGCAAAGUCACGUUUAUAUUUAUGUUAUAGUAAUAUUUUAUUACUUACAUAAAACGUAUAUUCGAGAA
Pangasianodon hypophthalmus (striped catfish) is the source of this 3368-nucleotide messenger RNA. RefSeq names its product POU class 3 homeobox 1 (gene pou3f1). The coding region runs from base 307 to 1422 and encodes 371 amino acids. Gene Ontology annotation, biological process: brain development; regulation of transcription by RNA polymerase II. Gene Ontology annotation, cellular component: nucleus. Gene Ontology annotation, molecular function: RNA polymerase II cis-regulatory region sequence-specific DNA binding; DNA-binding transcription factor activity, RNA polymerase II-specific. The transcript has a single exon. The record is from RefSeq and is a predicted model, not a curated record. NCBI's taxonomy places the organism in Eukaryota, Metazoa, Chordata, Actinopteri, Siluriformes, Pangasiidae.